Molecule: messenger RNA, 1590 nt
Organism: Vigna angularis (adzuki bean)
Lineage: Eukaryota; Viridiplantae; Streptophyta; Magnoliopsida; Fabales; Fabaceae
Product: probable aspartyl protease At4g16563
Exons: 1
Coding region: 102-1466 (454 amino acids)
Biological process (GO): proteolysis
Cellular component (GO): extracellular region
Molecular function (GO): aspartic-type endopeptidase activity
Source: RefSeq, a predicted model, not a curated record
CUUCCAUUAUUGUAUAUAUAUAUAUAUACAUACAUUAUGCAUAAACUACCAAAACGGCAAAACUGAAACCUGUGAAAUUUAUCUAACCUUCGCAUGCUAAAAUGCCUCCUCCUCCUUCUCUUGUUUUCUCUAUACUCUGUUUUCUCUCUGUCUUCAUCUUCACUUCAUCAUCCACACCCAACACCAUCACCCUCCCUCUCUCCCACGUAUUCACCAACCACCCUUCUUCGCAGCCAUUCCACACCCUUAAACUCGCGGUUUCAACUUCCAUCACAAGAGCCCACCACCUCAAAAAUCACCAACCCAACCCACUCAAAACCCAAAUCCACCCCAAAAGAUACGGAGGAUACUCCAUCGACCUCAAUUUCGGAACUCCGCCACAAACCUUCUCCUUUAUUCUCGACACCGGAAGCACCCUCGUCUGGCUCCCGUGCUCCUCCCACUACCUCUGCUCAAAUUGCAACUCCUUCCACAAUGCACCCAAAUCUUUCAUCCCCAAGAACUCUACUUCCUCCAAGUUAGUGGGCUGCACCAACCCCAAAUGCACGUGGCUCUUCGGUGCCAACGUUGAAUCGCGCUGUUGCAAACAAAACACUGCAACCGCCAACUGUUCACUCACAUGCCCUGCUUACACUGUCCAAUACGGGCUGGGCUCAACCGCGGGCUUUCUCCUCUCGGAAAAUCUCAACUUUCCCGGGAAGAUCCUCCCCGAUUUUCUCGUCGGCUGCUCCAUCGUCUCCGUCUACCAGCCAGCCGGAAUCGCGGGCUUCGGCCGCGGUCCGGAGUCCCUUCCGUCGCAGAUGAACCUCACUGGAUUCUCUUACUGCUUACUCUCACACCAGUUCGACGAAUCGCCGGAAUCCAGCGACCUCGUCUUGCACACUUCCUCCUCCGACAGGAAAAGAACAAACGGCGUCAGCUACACGCCUUUCCGGAAAAACCCGUCGAGCAAAAACCCCGCGUUCGGUGCUUACUAUUACCUUACUCUCAGGAGAAUCGUCGUUGGGGAGAAGCGCGUGCGGGUUCCGAAGAGGCUCCUAGAGCCUGACGUUGACGGUAACGGUGGGACUAUCGUGGACUCGGGGUCCACCUUCACGUUCAUGGAAAGGCCGAUUUUUGAUUUGGUGGCACAAGAGUUUGCGAAGCAGGUGAACUACACGCGCGCGAGGGAGGUGGAGAAACAAUCCGGGCUGAGUCCGUGCUUUGUGGUGUCUGGAACGGCGUCGUUUCCGGAGCUCCGGUUUGAGUUCAGGGGCGGCGCGAAGAUGAGUCAGCCUCUGACGAAUUAUUUUUCGUUGGUCGGGAAAUCCGACGUGGCGUGUUUGACUAUUGUGUCUGAUGAUGACGUGUCGGGUGGGCCCUCUGUGAUAUUGGGGAACUAUCAGCAGCAGAAUUUCUACGUUGAGUAUGACUUGAGAAACGAGAGGUUCGGGUUUCGGAGUCAGAGUUGCAAAACGCGCGUUUAAGUUAGGUUAGUUAGGAUUUGACAGCGUUCAAAUUAGUUGCAGAGCUGUAGUAGCUUGCAUGGUGCUACUUUUCUUGAUCUAUUGUUAUUCAAUUUCUGAAGAUUAAUAAGUGAAUCUAUUUUAA